Messenger RNA from Sclerotinia borealis F-4128, 3564 nucleotides. NCBI's taxonomy places the organism in Eukaryota, Fungi, Ascomycota, Leotiomycetes, Helotiales, Sclerotiniaceae. The record is from the annotation of a GenBank genome assembly.
AUGUCUGCUUCCGAGGACUUGAUUGACUUUGAUAUAAUUGAGAGUCAAAAAGAAAACAUUCAAUCAUUACCACAAGGAAGAUCCGCACGAAACCUCGCAAAUCUAUUCUCUCCCUCUCCUCUACAACCCCUCUCAACACCUACACCAUCCGAAACAAGAAAUCUGAACGAUGCGAUCCGGGAAGAAUACGAAGCAGAAUUGGUCAAUAUUGGAGAAUCAGACGAUCCAUUAGAUAUCUAUGAUCGAUAUGUCAAAUGGACUCUCGAUGCAUAUCCCUCCGCACAAGCAACACCUCAUUCACAACUUGCCCCUCUUCUCGAGCGUGCAACGAAAACAUUUCUCAAUUCUCCACAAUAUAAAAAUGAUCCACGAUACUUGAAGCUUUGGCUUUCAUAUAUACGAUUUUUCACCGAUACGCCCCGCGAAACAUUUGCGUUUCUGGCUCGCCAUAACAUUGGUGAAGGAUUGGCAUUAUUUUACGAAGAAUUUGCGGGUUGGUUGGAGGGUGCAGGAAGGUGGAUACAAGCGGAGGAAAUUUACCAGUUAGGUAUCGAUAAAGAGGCCAGACCGGCACCGAGAUUGUUGCGCAAGUUCAAUGAGUUUCAGGAAAGAUUUGCUGCCAGACCGGAUGGUAGUGAUGAACCUUCAUCCCCCGCAUUACCUACAGUACGACCCGCACUGGCUGCGAAAAUCGACCCAUAUGCUGCAGUUGGGGCAGCCCCCGAAGAUCCUCAAGCAGCCAGACCAUCUGCGGGCGUAGGCGGCCCAUCAACUACAAAGAGUGGUAAGCAGAAGUUGAAGAUUUUCUCGGAUGAUGAGAGUGGAUCUUCUCCGGCGGUCUCGGCCUCUCCAGGAGAAGGAUGGCAAAGUAUUGGUUCAUUAGCAGAUAGAAAGAAGGAGAAUACGAUCGAACCUAGACCAUGGGUUGGUGAGACGUUGAAAGCGGGUGGAAAGAAGAGCAGUACUAAGAUACCAAUUUUCAAGGACGAGUCUAUACCAUUACCUCAAAUCACAAAUCCAGAAUUGCAACAAGUGACUAUUAAUCCUAAAAAUGGACGAAGUGAACGAAUUUUUGUUAAUCUCGAAGCUGUAUAUCCUACUCCAGAUAAAAUCGGGACAGAAUUGAGCUUUGAAGAGUUACGUGCUGCUCAUCGCGGAUGGUCGAGUAAGAUCUGGGAACCAGAAUUAGAUAUACCACAGGAGAAGCCUGUAUCCCAUGAAUCAGCAAAAGAGUCUAACUUUAGCAUUGAAACCAUUACACAACAGAUUCCGGAGAAACUUGUUAUUGCUCGAGAUCUAGUAUAUUUGGAUGAGAAUGGAGCAAAGAAAGAACACAAUAAGGAAACUAAGCAUAGGCGGAUGAAAGUUAAGGAGGUCAAUAAGACACAAAUAAUCACCGCAAAGCUUUCUUCGCCAACGGGAAAAAAGAUGACCAAACGGAAAUCCUCCAAAGAGGCUACGAUGACUCUUCAUACCAAAGCAGCGACUGAUGAAAUUUAUGAUAUCUUUAAUCAGCCUCUAAUCACAGCUGAUGAGGAGGAAGAGGAGGAAAAGGAAGAAAGUGAUGACGAUGAUGGUGAUACGACUGAUGGCGAUUACACGAGUGGAGGAGAAAGUACAAUGACUGGGAGACUUAAUGGUACGAGUGAAGCUGGUGAUGAUGACGAAACUACCGAUGUGAAGAGUGAAAGCGAGUGGACUGAAUUUACGGCUCGCAAGGAUGUUCCAGAUAUGGAUGAUGAAGAUGGAACCAUAGCUUCAACUUUCUCCGAUGCAGAAGAUGAAGAGUUUGAGGCAAUCAAGCUUGCGAUUCCUCGUGAUGUUGAAGAAAACGAUGAGCUCGUGACUCCAAUAUUCGAAGAUGGACCAUUCAAUUCAACCACGAGUUUUGUUCCAAUACCUCCGGAAGAUUAUGAUCCACCAACCCAUCCAUAUCGAGAUUUUGAUCAAGCUUCUCAAAAUCGACUCCCUUUCAUGACACCCAUCGUGGAGCGGACUGAAUCAUCUCUUGGCUUACCAACAAUCAGAGAUCAGAAGAAUUACCUGCACUCUACUACUAGCCCGAGCAGAGGUAGUGGAUCGAAGAUAGAGGUAUUUCAAGACGAUGAGGACAGCAGUCCCUUGAGAGAAACUAUUUGUGAAGCAAAGCCCACCGAUAGGAUACCGCAACCACAACUAGGCAAAAGAAAGCCUCUAUCGAAUUCAACAGCAUUCGCCAAGGAAAUUGCACCCAAGGGACCGAUUGUUCACGACUCGCAAUGCAACCCAGUGGAUGAAGGUAUCCGUCAAUUGAUAUUCGAAAAAUUACAACCCCCUCUCAGCUCCUAUGAAGGAUUCUUUCAACACGACGAAGCUAGAAGUCAGUCAGCGGAUUUAAAAAAGUAUGCUAAAGCGGUUUCGAAAGCCAAAGGUACAAGCGAUAGAACUAGUAUCUCUGCAGCUCCAAUCCUAGAAUUUCCAGGUAUCGACCGACAAUAUACAGUAAAGAGAGAGCUAGGUGCUGGUGCAUUUGCGCCUGUAUUUCUACUCGAAAGUGGAAUAGAAAUUGAUGAACAAGAUGAGAACGAAACUCCAGUAAUCAUGGGUAAAGGAGAUUUCGAUCACUUCCAUCGCAAAUCAUUAGAAGCUCUCAAGAUGGAAGAUCCACCAAGUGCAUGGGAGUUCUACAUCAUGCGCCAAGCAAAACGAAGAUUAGGAGUCUCUCGUCCAGCAAAAAGCAUAAUCGAUGUGUACGAAAUGCAUCUUUACAAAGAUGAGUGCUACCUCAUUGAAGAAUACAGAGAUCAGGGUACUCUUCUGGACAUCAUCAAUAUCUCCCGCGCCGACGCCAAAUCUCCUGGAGGUGUCAUGGAUGAACUCCUCGUCAUGUUCUUCACCAUCGAACUCUUCCGUACAAUCGAAGCUCUCCAUUCCAAAGGCAUCCUCCACGGUGAUCUCAAAGCUGAUAACUGUCUUGUGCGUUUUGACGCACUCUCUGAUGAUGAAAUUUGGUCUCCAAAAUAUAGACGAGAUGGUAGUGGAUGUUGGAAUCGAAAGGGCAUCUCGCUCAUUGAUUUUGGGAGGGGUAUCGAUAUGAAAUGUUUCAAACCCGAGGUUCAAUUUAUCGCGGAUUGGAAAACGGGACCCCAGGAUUGUGCGGAGAUGAGGGAAUUGAGACCUUGGACUUAUCAAAUUGAUUAUCAUGGUUUGGCUGGUAUUAUCCAUUCGAUGCUUUUUGGUAAGUAUAUAGAUACUAUGGCCGAAAGACCAGGUGGUGGUGCUGGUGAUGCGAUUGGGGGAAUGGGUGGUGGCGGAAUCGGUGGGGGUUUGAGAAAAUGGAAAAUCAAAGAGGGGCUGAAGAGAUACUGGCAGACGGAAAUUUGGGCAGGGGUUUUUGAUCUACUGCUUAAUCCGCAGGGGUAUGUGGAUGGAGAGGAAGGAGGGAAGAUGCCGGUGGUGAGGGGGAUGAGGGUUAUGAGGGAGGAGAUGGAGGGGUGGUUAGAGGGAAAUUGUGAGAAGGGUGGGGGGUUGUUGAAGGGGGUUAGGAGGUUGGAGGAGGUGGGGAAGGGGGAGAGGAGAAAAUAG